Molecule: messenger RNA, 1297 nt
Organism: Melospiza melodia melodia
Lineage: Eukaryota; Metazoa; Chordata; Aves; Passeriformes; Passerellidae
Gene: IQCC
Product: IQ motif containing C
Exons: 5
Coding region: 16-801 (261 amino acids)
Source: RefSeq, a predicted model, not a curated record
CGGGCAGGCAGCUCCAUGAGGGCACCCCUGGGCACGGGCGAUGGGAUGGGUUCGGUGCCGGUGCCCGGUUGCGUUCGGUGCCGGUGCCCAGUUGGGCUCGGUCCCGUUCAGCGCUGCCCCCGGCCGUGCCAGGCCUGUGCCAGGGGGUUCCUGCUGCGGCGGCGCCUGCGGAGCGUGCGGGCGGAGUUCGAGGCCGCCGUGCUGGAGAUCGAGGGCGACCUGAGGCAGCUGCGCUGGAGCGGCCGCGUCCUGCAGCGGCCGCGCUUCGGCCCCGAGGACGCUCCCGGCCCUGCCCCCGCAGGAUUUGGCGCUCCCGGUGCAGCCCGGCCUGCCCAGCACUCUCCAGGAAAACCUUUGGAUCCGGGGGAGGCUGCAGAGAACAAAAAAAGAAAAAAAUGCCACAAGUUGAAUCCUGGUGGAGCAGAGCGGGGUGGGAACAUAAUGCCCUCAACCCCAAACCCCAAAAACCCCAAAAGCACCCAAAACCCCCCAGAUUUGGUGUGUGGUGCUGCUGAAGGCCCUGAGGAGGAAGAGGAGGGAGCCCUGGAGUGGGACAGUGACAGCAGCGAGCUGGGAGCCAGCACAGAAAUCCCAGAGGAGCUGCAGGGGCUGCCCCGUUGGGAGCUGCAGGCCCUCAGGACUCGGCUGCUGCUGGAGCUGCUGUGGGUCCAACAGGCCAUUGCCAGCAGGAAACAGCUGUUCCUGCCUGGCUCACUGGUUUCUCCUGGUGUCUCCAUGGCUGAGGGAGGGGUGGCCAGGACAGGACAGGAGCUUUGGGACUUCCCAAACUGUGACAGGUAGGUGACAGCACCUGGACAGGGGUGGGACACGAGUGCUGAUCCAGGAAUCCUGGGGGAUAAAUCCUGCAGGAUCAGAGAGCCCUGAGGAUGUACAGGAGGGUUUGGGGUGCUCAGGAGGCUGCUCAGGAGGUUUAGGGUUGUCAGAAGGGUUUGGGGUGGCUGGAAAGGUUUGGGAUUCUCAGAAGGGUUUGGGAUUGAUUGUCAGAAGGGUUCAGGGUAACUGGAAGAAGUUGGUUUGGGCUUGGCAAAAGGGUUUGGGUGCAGUGAGGGGCUGCUUGGAAGGGUUUAGGGUGGCUGGAAGGAUUUGGGAUCAGUGAGGUUGAAGGGUUUGGGGUGCUCAGGAGGCUUUAGGGUGCUCAGAAGGGUUUGGGGUGGGCAGAAGGGUUUAGGAUAACUGGAAGGGUUUGGUUUGGGCUCAGUGAGGGGCUGCUUGGAAGGGUUUAGAGGUGGCCAGAAGGUUUUGGGGUGCUCAGGAGGGUUUGGGAUCAGUGAGUGGC